AUGGCGAAGCAUGCCAGUGCCAGCGAUGGCCUCGUGGAUUUCAACAGCUGCUCCGUGGGACUGAACACCAAAGAUUUUGGAGGGACUUCGAGCCAGCACUAUGUAGGGCCAUUUAACCAUGCCGACUUGACGUUCCGCACGGGCGAUGGCUGGUGGGGGGACAAUCGCAAACCGCUCAAGUGGUUUCAGUGUUUGUUGUAG
Aphanomyces astaci is the source of this 201-nucleotide messenger RNA. RefSeq lists its product as hypothetical. NCBI's taxonomy places the organism in Eukaryota, Oomycota, Saprolegniomycetes, Saprolegniales, Verrucalvaceae. The record is from RefSeq and is a predicted model, not a curated record. The transcript has a single exon. The coding region runs from base 1 to 201 and encodes 66 amino acids.